CGACGAUCUAGCGUACCUGCCAAGAUGAGUGCAUUGAUGUCUUCGGCCGCUGAUGUACUUCUACGCGUUAUAGCGCGAAACACCGGAUAUAACAACGUCGAAAAGUGGGAAGUUCAGCGAUACCGUGAAGGUGGCAGAUACAGCGUAUUCCCAAGCGGCGAGCUGCACGUCCGCCACGUCACCCAGGCAGAUGGUAUGGGGGACUACCGGUGUCGCACCAGACACAGGCUCACAGGAGAGACCAAGCUCAGCUCGUUUGGACGCCUCGUAGUUACAGAUCUCAAGGUGAACGUUCUGCCUCGAAUCAGCAAUAUUCACACGACAGUAACAGCACAGGAACUUGACACCGUCCAGAUGCCCUGCGCCGCCCAAGGCUAUCCUGCACCAAAGUACACGUGGCAGCGACUGUCGAGAGAUGAUGGCACACCCGUUCAUGUAGGAAACAACGGGAGAGUGGAGCCAUUGGACGGGUCACUUAUCAUUCGAAAGAUUACCUCGGAGGACAGUGGACGAUAUUUAUGCACUGUCAGCAACGGAGUUGGCGAAGAAACAGCUCACAUCACCCUCCAAGUGCACGCCCCACUGGAGGUGAAGCUCAUCCCCGAUGUACUGACGGCGCACGUCGGCUCGUCGGCGACACUGAACUGUUCCGUCACCGGUCGUCCAGUCAUCAACGUGCACUGGUUGAAAGAUGGUCGCCCACUCAUGGGAGACCACAUGAGGGUCCUCUUUCUUGAACAGCACCGCGUGGUCCUCAUCAAGAAUGUCGAAGCUAGCGACGCGGGGAUGUACCAGUGUUUUGUAUCGAACGCCGACGACGAGGCGCAGGGCCAAACUCAAGUCGUACUUGGAGAUUCGGCACCUGUCCUGCUUGAGUCAUUCCGCGAGCACACGCACCAAGUGGGAGACCACCUGCAGCUGAAAUGUGAAGCGACGGGUUCCCCUGAGCCUAGAAUCAGCUGGAGCGUCGAUGACAUUCCCGUCACGCGCGCCUCUUCCAACAGGAUUGUCAUCAACGAGGCAACAAGGGGUGAAGGCCACCUCUCCAGCAGUAUCACCGUCAGCCGAAUGAAGCUGGAGGAUGGAGGCCUAUGGCAGUGCGAGGCGGUAAAUACGGCGGGUCGCGCCGCCUCUGCCGCACGUGUGAACGUGCAAGGUCCUCUCGCUGUUCGUCCGUUUCCCAGCAACCGUACAGCUGUAGCCAUGGACACACUCCAGUUGCACUGUCGGGUCCUCGGUUACCCCAUAGAGGCUGUGCUAUGGGAAAAAGACGGCCGCAAGUUGCCAUUUCACCACAGACAGCGCGUCUUCCCGAACGGAACGCUGCACAUCCUCACAACGGCUGUUUCAGACGCAGGAGAGUACACAUGCAUCGCAAAGAAUGCCCAGGGACAGUCUGCCAGGGCUAAGCUGUCUCUCUCCGUCAAAGUGCCUCCGCUGAUCGAACGGUUCGCCUUCGACGAACACUUGUACGAAGGCAUGAGGACCCGAAUCUACUGCAAUAUCGCCCGCGGGGAUCCACCCGUCAGCAUCGCCUGGUUUCGAGAUGGUCACCCCGUGCGCGGUUCUGCGGAUCUUCAAGUGAGAGUUCUCGACGCGUUCUCCGUUGCCCUAGUCAUCGAAUCUCUCAGCCCAAGGCACAACGGGAAUUACACUUGCGUGGCGUCGAAUCCAGCGGCGACGGUGAACUACACGGCAGAGCUUCGUGUGCACGUUCCACCCCAUUGGUUAAAGGAACCGGUGGACACGUCAGCAGUGGAGGGAAGAAGCGUCAACAUGGACUGCAUGGCAGAUGGUCAUCCAGCUCCCAGGGUUACAUGGCAGAGGGGUCUAGAGCCAAGUUCGACGGAGUACAGGCAGAUACUGAGUGGACCGGACUACCAGGUGUUUGAGAACGGAACCUUGAGGAUAUCGCAGGUGCAGCGCUCAGAUCAAGGCUCCUACCUAUGCCAAGCAGCGAAUGGCGUCGGCACAGGACUGAGUACUGUCAUUCAGCUCAAGGUCAAUGUGCCAGCUCGGUUCGUGGAAUCCUACAGAAACGAGACAGUGCGGAGAGGUAGGAGCAUCAAUCUGCGUUGCCGUGCUCUCGGCGAUGCUCCCAUGAAGAUUCGGUGGACGAGAAGCGGUCGAGAGCUGCAGGCACACAAAAGCCUGAAGAUUAAAGAAGAGGUCACCGAAGAUGGCAUGACGUCGGUGAUGUCCAUCAGUUCAGCGGAGCGAGAGCACUCUGGGAUCUUCACCUGCGAAGUGACAAACUCCUUCGGACAUGACGAGACGCAGCUCAGGCUUCUCGUCCAAGAGCCUCCAGAAGUACCGUCGGACUUUAAUGUGACAAGCGUGGGAAGCCGAUCCGUUAGCCUGCUCUGGAAUGAGCCGUACCAUGGCAAUAGCCCUAUCACAUCUUACUUGUUGCAGUUCAAGAACGCAUCCGAGAGCUGGCAAAGCCGAGGCGUACAGAACGUCACAGUGACCCGUGACCAGACAUCUUGGUCGGUGCGUGGUCUCUUGCCGUCCUGUCACUAUCACUUUCGUGCUGCCGCCCUCAACGUUAUUGGUCAGGGGCCAUACACUUCGCCUGCGCUAAACGUCAUCACUGAUGAAGAAGUCCCAGGCAGUCCACCUACGCGAGUGUAUGUACAAACUUUGGGACCACAGUCACUGAAGGUCACAUGGCAUCCGCCGGUUCGCGAACUAAGACACGGAACUAUCAAGGGCUACUACGUAGGGUACAAGCUUUACAAUUCAUCCGAUUUGCAUCUCUAUAAAACAAUAGAAGCCAGAGGCGACGACUUCGAAGCGCCGGCGGAAUGUGUGCUCAACAACCUCAAGACUUUCACCAAGUACAGCAUCCUGGUACAAGCCUACAAUAGCAUCGGCGCUGGGCCCAGAUCGGAUGAAAUUAUCGUGCAAACUGCUGAAGAUGUUCCGCACGUGGCACCGACGGACGUGUCAUGUAGUCCGACAUCCCCGUCCAGCCUCAAGGUUACGUGGAAGGAAGUGCCGGGGAGUCACCUGAACGGAGCCCACAAAGGGUAUAAGGCUGUUCUUCGUGAAGUCGCUCCGGAAGCUGAGGAGCGUGAGAAAGAAGUUGGUUCCAGCGCAACAGCAGCGGUUAUGGACCGGCUGGGUCCCUACACGAACUACAGUGUCCAAGUAGCCGCUGUUACCGGCGCGGGUACGGGGAGGUUCAGCAGCCCCCGCUACUGUAGGACACCAGAAGCUGUUCCAGAAGCCCCAGAGGACAUCAAAGCGCUAGUCCUAGCACCGGAUGCGAUCUUGGUGAGCUGGAAGCCUCCGAGGUUGCCGAACGGCAUCGUUCAGAAGUACACCGUCUACUCCAGGUCUCACGGCUACGGAAAACAGGCAGCAGCGACUCGCCACGUGCCAGUGCCUUCUUCGCAAUUCUGGCACGAGACGCGAGGUCUCCGCACGGGCCUUCGAUACGACUUCUGGGUAACGGCGUCGACGUCGGCGGGAGAAGGUCCUGCAACACGCAUCGUCACGCAGAGUCCCGACAUACGAGCUCCAGCCCGCAUAGCAUCUUUCAGCAAAGAAAUGAGAGUUCCCUCCAAGCAAGACCUGGAACUUCCCUGCAGAGCAGCCGGGCAGCCUACUCCUGCCAGGGAAUGGAGGCGAAGAGAUCGUCCGGUGUCGGACAGCGAACGGAUAAAGCUCCUGCCGUCUGGGACCCUUCGAAUCGACAGCAUAGAGCAGGACGACUCUGGAAACUACAGCUGCGUCGUCCACAACCUCUACGGCAGGGACGCCAUUCUCUACAGUGUCUUUAUCGCGGCUCCCUUGAGGCCGUCGUCACUUGUGGUGCUCUCGACGAGCUUCAAAAGUAUUACGCUUUCCUGGCAAAGCAAGAUUGCGCUUGAUGGCUCCAGCGCGCCUUUUGUAAAAGAAUACGAGCUGCACUACAAACGACAGCAGGGUGAAUGGGAUAUGGUUCGCUUCUCUCCCGAAAAAGGAAACGGGACGCAAGUGCACGAGCUCGGCGCGUUAUUCUGCGGUAGCCAGUACCACCUUUACCUCGUCGCCGUGGGUGAUCGCGGUCGGAGUGACCCCAGCGACACUGUGUUCGCAAGGACGAGGGGAGGCAUCCCCUUGGCUCCUAAGCAAGAAACAUUCCUGUGGGCGAACGCCACUUCGCUCACUAUGCGACCGGGCACGUGGAACGAAGGCGGCUGCCCCAUCACCCACCUCUCCGUGGAGUACAGGGCACGAGGUCCCGGACCGGGGCCCUGGCUCGUCGCGUCUAGGGCGCUCACUCCUCGCGAGGGCCCCAUGACGCUGCACGACCUUCGGCCAGACACGUGGUACAGCGUCCGCGUGACGGCAUUUAGCGAGGCUGGGCCCACGGUAGCGGAGUAUACCGUCCGUACGCAGUCAAUGCCUCCUGCGCCACAUGCCACAUUCCUCCCUGAGCUGAUGGUGCAUUCUUCCGGAGGGGCCGAGGACCUCUCCUUUGUGGUGCCUUUGGCGACGUCGCUCGCUGUGGCGGCUGCCGCUUCUGCCCUCGUGCUCCUCUACGUCUGCUGUCGGCACAGGUCAAGGGGAGCGGCCCUCUUCAAAAGUCCCGAUUCAGGAUGCCAGUCGGGAAGAGUCGAAGCGUGUGCAGAGACUGCCCUCAUGAAGCGUGGCAGCCAAGACGUGCUGUCGACGGCCUCUGGGCGUCAGAUCUCUUACCUUGCUUCUCCGUCCAGAAGAUCCGUUGCACCAACGGGAAGUCCAACUCACACGAGACACAGCAUAGGCUCAAUAGAAGACAUAUCACAUUACACAUCGUUCGGUGACAAUCAAUCACGAUCGAAUAAUGCCAGAGUUAUGCUCAAAAAAUCGCAGGACUCUCAGUCCACAAAUACGAGGUCUAAAAAGCCAGCAUCUUCACAAAAGCUCACAAACGCUGAAGAUAUGCAGAGAAAAGAAAAGUCCACAUCAGUUCAUACUCCAGGUGCACAGAGUAAUCACUACGAUAACCCCAGGGCAGCCAAAAAUACUGGAUGUCUAAAAAGUUGGACACCAGCGGACAAAGGGAGCAGGCCCUUUGUCAUACCGCAAGAAACAAAGUCUGCUCUAGAAAUGGAGCAAGAAGGUGGCUCUCCCCAGUGGUCAAGGGCGAGACGAGACAGCGGGAAGUUUAUAAACUCAAAUGCAGCAAUAAUAGAGAAAACUUACUUUUUCCAUGAAGAUGACUUGCAUGGUGAUGAAGUGGAAGGUUACUGUGUCUCUUUAUCGCCGAGGCUAGGAAUGAAAUACUCAUGAGAAACAAUUUUUAUAUACAAAGCACUGCUCACAGGAUGCCUGAAGAAACAAUAGUGACAAAACUACAUGGGAUGCAAGUGUUCUCUACAUGCCCGUGGCCAGAUGGCACAUGCUCACCUGGACAAAGCAUAUCUUCCAAAUACUAUGUACAGUAUUACGUGUCUCAAGUACAGCAUCUAAGGCAGUGUUGUCUUGAGACACACGACAUUUUAAGACACGACACUUUGUGGCACGACGGUUUGUUUAGAGAAACGACAUGUAUAAAGUUCUGUAUAAAAAAAAAACGGGUUCUCUUAUCUUUUUUUUUUAUUUUGCAAAAUGUCCCUUCAAAGUACAAAUAAAGGAAUGCUUAU
Molecule: messenger RNA, 5618 nt
Organism: Ornithodoros turicata
Lineage: Eukaryota; Metazoa; Arthropoda; Arachnida; Ixodida; Argasidae
Product: cell adhesion molecule Dscam1-like
Exons: 34
Coding region: 25-5265 (1746 amino acids)
Biological process (GO): axon guidance; dendrite self-avoidance; homophilic cell-cell adhesion
Cellular component (GO): plasma membrane; axon
Molecular function (GO): cell-cell adhesion mediator activity
Source: RefSeq, a predicted model, not a curated record